Caenorhabditis auriculariae is the source of this 5283-nucleotide messenger RNA. The record is from the annotation of a GenBank genome assembly. Lineage: Eukaryota; Metazoa; Nematoda; Chromadorea; Rhabditida; Rhabditidae.
AUGAACCAGGGUCUGACGUAUGCCUACUCGUCAGAUCCACGCAGCAAUGCAAACGGUCAAAAUCAACAGGUAAUCAAUUGCUUCGUACUCGGAUCAUGGAGUAUCCGAUUAUAAUGAAAGAGAAAAUCCGCGAAUUUCAGAUCAACUCGAUGUCGUUUCAUCCGUCGUCGUACCAGGCGACCACGUACACGAACUCGACGACGGCUCCUUUCCAUUCUUCGACGACAGCCACCUUCAUCCCCGGAAACGUUAGCGUUAGUUCCGGGACAACUAGCUAGAAAAAAAAAGAUUUUCAGAUACAACAAGGACAGCAAAGAAGACUAGGCGCAGAUGACAAAAACCUGGUAACCACACAUUUUCGAGUUGAACUUGUAAUAUUUUUCAGGCGACCAUGCUUGACGCCUACUUUGUCGACAAUACCGCGCCUUCCACUUCUUCCUCUUGGAGCACACAACAAACUGUCCAGGUAUUUUUUCAGCGUGUUCUGAAUCUCAAUGCACACUGUCUUGUGUUUGGUUCGGCCCGAAACGCCUUGAGAGCCUAUCGUUCAACCUCUUCUUUCAAAUUUUCAGCUCAAUCUGCAUUUAUUCUCCUCGUAUUGUGCAUUCAUUAUCAUUAUCGUGAUGUUCAGAGUGUGCAAGUUCCGCAGCUGCAGCAGCCUCUGAAUACCUACCAGCAAGUCGUAGAGCCGCUGCUCAAGGUGUGUGUUGUGAUUGUCGAGCACUGACUACCUUGUGCUUUUUUAUCUCUUUCUUCUGUUGUUUUCUUUUUUUUUUUUUCAAUCCUUAAUUCCAUAGUUUUCUUAAGACUGUCAAGAUCGCAUGCUCUCCAGACAAGGCAGAGAAGGAGAGACAGAAGAAAGCGCGACAAGCCGAAGCCGCACGUAUGAGGUGAACAUUUCAUUUUCUUUUUUCAAAAUUAAACUUUUUCCUUCUUUUCUUCUGAAAAAAAAACAGUUCAGAAAGGUACGAGGACUUGUCGGAAAUUCUCUCUUUUUUCACAAUUUUCGAUUUUAGAUAUCACCGACUCACACCAGAAGAGAAACGCGAACUAAAUCUCAAGCGGACUCUAGCACAGAAACGAAAGCGACAACGCGAAAAGGAGAUGGAGGAGCUGGAGUCGAUUUUACGUGAAACUAACGACAUUCAGGUCUGAGUUCAAACGAGUUUCAAAAAAUAUUUCAGUUUAAAAAUUUUUGUGAUCAAACUGAUGGAGCUUUAUAACUAGGAUUUUCAGAGUAACUUAUUCUGAAGAAAAUAUCAAGAAAGAAACUAAAAAAAAAACAGUGGAUUCAUUCGAGAGUUUCCAGAGCCACUUUGACUUUAUUUCUAGAAAACAAUAUCUUGUAGGAAGAUCCUGAUAUAACAGAGCAGCUACGCGAGAAGCGAAUGAGAGCCAAAUGGGCAGAAGCUGCGCGAACGCGGUACGCCCGCAUGACUCCCGAAGAACGCCGCGCUCACAACAACCGACGUCGUAUGCGGCAGAUGCAGAACGCCCUGGCAGCCAUCAAGGUGUGUCCUCUGAAAGCACGGGGCAGAUAGUAAAGCACGCAGAAACUCCGAAGUUUCUCAGAGAAACGUUUUGAAAAAGUUUUGCUUCCUUGAGAUAUCAUUAUUAGUCGAAUUUGAAAAACCCCUUACACCACUUUUAAACGAGGUGCAAUAUGAUCGUCGAAAUAUUGAUAUAUCUUCAUCUAGAAUGCUAAAAAAUGUUUGAGUAAAUUCAAAUAAGUUCGAAAUCGUAAAGUAGAAUGAGUUUCUCUUUCAGCUGAAGAUUCAUCAUUUGAUAGUCUGAAGAAAAAAAACGAUUUAGCCCAUUUGGCUCCAAUUUUGACGUCAAUGUGACCACACGCACAACCGACUCGAGAAAUAAUUUUUAGUUUUUUUUUUUACGUUCUCGAAUACGUACAUGAGCAAACCAAUCGACGUUGUCAUCUUUUCUAAAUUCGUAUUUUUUUAAGUAAUUAGCACGUCAAUCGUAUUUUGAAAACACAAAAAAACCUAUAAAAAAAUCGGAAAGUUAUUCGGAUAAGGAAUUAUUUUGUCCGAGAAAAUAUGUAAAAACCGGAUAUUAUUAGAACUCUUUUUUUUCUCGAAUAGUUUCUCCAUUUGCCACUUGAGAUCUGCCCAGACUGUUUCGCCAAGAACCUAAGACAUGAUAAUAUUUCAAUGAUCUUUCCUUUUAUUUAGAAGGAUUAUUUACUUCGAAUUUUGUGAAACUGGAAGAAUAAUGAGGGCAUGCGUGAAAAUCGUGAAAGGGGAGUUGAUUUUGCAGUCGGAACGGCAGUUGGAUUCUGCUGGCCACGUUGGUGGCGACGUACAAGGGAUCGGCAGUGAAGACUCACUGCUGCUGGGCGACCCUCUCGAUCCCAACAGAAGAAUGGCCAAGGUGCGAGAAUCGUUUGUGAGAACAUCAUUCUUUGGUUUUCUCUUUUCUCCUCCUUGGAUCAAAAAAUAAUGUAAAAAGCUAUCACUUUCUUUUGUCUCUUUAAGUUAGUCGUGUUGUGCGUGUGUCUCAUAACUUUCACAUUUUCUGUAAGAAAUUGGAUCCCAGUUGCACUCUUUAAUGUACGUUUCGGCACCUUGUAGUUAGACGAGAUUAAUCUAUUGCUCAUCUUAGGUUUAUUGCGAGAAAACGGGAAGCGAGUCACUUGAUGCCCGUGGUUCAUUAGAAAUAUUGAAAAGCUUACUUCUUGGGUUUCUGAGUAAAAUUUUGCACUGGGUCGAGUACCUCUGAAUUUGAAAAAAAAAGUAAACGGGAAUAUUGGAUUGACAGGUGACCGGCGUCACAACGGGAGAUCCUAUCAAAGAUGAAGAAGCCGUCCGGCAGCACAUCAAGCAGCAGAACGCCAAGAAAGCCGAAGCCGCACGACAGAGGCAUGUUAUCUUCGAAAACGGAAAUAAUCCCAGGUUUCAUUCAGAUAUCACAGAAUGUCCGACGAGGAGAAACGAGUCUACAACCAGCGGAGAACGGAAGCUUUCAGGUAUAACUAUUUUGCACAACAGCUUUCUGCGUUUUUAGAGAGCACAGUAAAAUUUUGAAAGUUUUCGAAAAAAAAGUAUACUAAAAUAUAAAGCUUACAAGGGAGAUCAUCUUUUUUUGCGGUUGGGAAUUUCCAUUUCUUGGAAUUUGGCUAGAUUAUUUCCUACUGUAAUUUUGAAAGAUCCUGAUAGUCUCAACCUGAAAAACUUCCUAGUUUGCGAGAAAUAAUAGCGGAAAGUCUAAAAAUGGCUUAUUUGGAAAGGUUUCGAGAUUGUCGUCGAUUUUGGGGCAGAUUGAGACUUUCAGGGUCAUCAUCUGGUACAUUAGGAAGUGUCGCGGUCAAAUUUUAGGAAUUUCCAAUCCCCAAAGUAAAAUGACCUCACGUGUUAGUCGAAAGAGAUUUCGACAAUUUUGAACAACCCACCAAGGUUGCUUGAAAGGCUAUUAGUUUUUUGGAGAGUUUUCUACAGAAAGAUACUCAUUUCCAGUUAUUCCACAUAAUUUGAUUGUUUCAGUACUUUUAUUUUUUAUCUUGUUCCAUUUUCAUAAAGAACAUUCAGGAGAAUAGUUUAAAAGAAAAUUAAACUUUCAGUCCAUAAAAAAAAUGUUUUUAAAAGAAAGGAUUUCAAGCCAAACUACUCAUUGAAAGUUCAUUGAAAAAUACUUAAUUUCUGCGUUUGAGGAAAUGCUUUUGAGGCACGUCAUAAAACCGAAAAUUUUAAAGUUUGAAGGGACGUUUAAGCCUACUGAAAAAGAGAAACGCCUGUUCAGUGGGAUGAAAACAAAAGUUGACGCUUUGUUGUUCAAUAAGAGAUUUUCUAGUUUUCUGACUUGAAAUUAUUUUUUAGGGAGCUGAAAUAUCAUAUUUGGAAGGGAAAGACGUCAAAAUUGCCAUAAGAGCUCCUAUGGUCAUCAGCUUCUUAGUAUAUCGAAGAAGAUUUUUGCAGACGGCGGCGCAUGGAGGAAGAGAUGUUGCUGGCGAUGCCAAUAGGUCGCAUCAACGGCGAAGCUUUGGACAGGGCCCAGCAGAUCGUCGUGAGGAACGCGAAGCGCGCAGAGGCCGCACGUCUCCGGUAUCAGCGAAUGACGCCUGACCAGCGCAAGGUGAAAAUCGAAAUUCCUCAGAUUUUUCCCGAUCAAGACUGCAUGCAAACAAGCUGGCUUUCAAACAAGUUGUCUCAAAAGUGUUUUGCAGCGGUUUUGGCGUCUUGAUGGAAAGAAGCUCAAUUUGUGUUCUUCGGUUGAAUGUUGUUUAGUUACAGUCCUACAAUCAAAAGCGCUACACGCCGAAGAGGCGGCGCGGCGACGGCGACACGGCCAGCCAGAACGGCCUCGACAGCAGCAACGCCUCCAGCACUGGGAUUCCGACAGGACCUUCGUCGGCCAAGAAAGACGACCUCGACGCCCUUUCGACGCUCGAACGCGACGUCCUCAAGAGGACACAGCAGGCGCAGCAGGCCAUUCUUCGACAGCAACGAACUAACGCUAUCCAGGUCCGCACAAUCCGAUUUCAUAGAGCUUUCUUGGAGCAAAUGUAAACGAAAGUGAAGUAACUGCGAAAGUUACAAAGGAGUAUCACUUGAGAGGUAUAAAUUCCACUGUUUGGAAAAAAUGGUCGUUCACGUCGGAGAAUCAAAUUUUCAUCAGCUUUUUAUACAGAGUUAUUUUUAAUCAAGAACGUUGUAUCCGGAAAAAAAGAGGAGAAAUUAUACUAGGUGGAAUGAAUGAUAUGUUAGUAGUUGAAAGCGAGCAUUUCAAUUAUGGAAUAUUUUUAGCCGAGUUUCCUAAGAUUCUUCCUAAAAAACAUACUAGGUGAAAAAUUAUGUUUGAAACAAAGCCACAUACCUUUUUCUGUCGCCAUUGAAAGUUAUGCGUUUUCUAAUAUUCAGUUCGAUUUGAAGGCUUUAAAGUUCUCUGAGCGUGCUGUUUCUCAGAUAUGAUUUUUUACAGGAAGUGGCUCGAGCGGUCUCACCAAGCAGCCAAACGUACAUAUUGCAGCCGACGAACGGGCAGUCGCAUUUGGGCGGCCAACAGGUAACUCAGCGCUCACCUCGGACUCCUACCGUCUCUUUUCAGUUCCAACUGCAGCUCGGCUCGAACGGAAUCGGCCACCAGCAGGUCGUUCAUUCGGUGCACCAGCUUCCAGUCUCUCACCAAGUUUCGGCCAGCAGCCUCGACCAGAAAUACGACCUCGGGCAGCAGAUCUACACGGCCGGCGGCAUGAUGAUUUCUGGCCAGCAGCACUCUCAGCAGGCCCCGCAGCAGAUCCUCAAUCCCUAUGGACAGCAAGGCCGUGCCUAA